CUCCUCCAUGAGCGGCGUGAUGCCCAGUCUGGUCGCGGCGCCGUCCAGGAUCAAGGACCUGCUGGAGGGAGACACCAAGUGGGAGUUCGACAUCCUCGAGCUGGAGUCACUCACGGGACGCAGGCCACUCAUCUGGCUGGGUCUGUCCAUCUUCGUCAAGAUGAACGUGCCCACCAGCAUCGAGAUCGACGACAGCACCAUCCGCAACUGGCUACAGCUGAUCGAGUCGCACUACCAGGACAAUCCGUAUCACAACUCCACCCACGCAGCAGAUGUAAUGCAAGCCACGGCGUACUUUCUGCUCAGGCUUCGAAAGAAGGACAUAUUCGACCCUCUGGACGAGGCCAUCUGCCUGAUUUCUGCUGUGUUUCACGAUGUCGACCAUCCGGGAAAGUCGAGCCCAUUCCUCUGUAACUCGAACAACGAGCUGGCCAUUCUCUACAACGAUCGGUCUGUGCUCGAGAGCCAUCACGCAGCGUAUGCGUUCAAGUUGACGCUUUCGGACGAGAAAGUGAACAUCUUCCAGAACUUAGAUCGCGACGUCUACCGCACGGCUCGCACGUCUAUCAUCGACAUGGUGCUCGCCACAGAGAUGACCAAGCAUUUCGAGCAUCUGUCCAAGUUUCUCAACGCCUUUCAGAAGCCCCUUCAGGAAUGCGAAAUGAUCGAACAAGAGGCAAAGCGUGGAGAGGCCCUGUCCCUCCGCUCACCGGACAGCCUCCAGCUGAUAAAGCGCAUGCUCAUCAAGUGCGCCGACGUGUCCAACCCGGCCAGGCCUACGGAGUUCUGCAUCCAGUGGGCGCACCGCAUCGCCGAGGAAUACUGCGAACAGACGGACGAGGAGAAGCGACGUGGACUGCCCAUAACGAUGCCGGCCUUUGAUCGAGCCACAUGCAACAUUGCGAGCUCACAGACUGGCUUCAUUAACUACUUCGUGCGCGACAUGUUCAGGGCAUGGUCAGACUUCGGCGAUUUCCCCGAGCUGAUGGAGUACGUCGAUAAGAACUUCAUUUACUGGAAGGACAAGGAACCUGCGUCAACUCAGCAAGGUAGCCGCUAACGGUUAGCGUGGCAGGUUCGUUGGUU
This is a messenger RNA of Rhipicephalus sanguineus (brown dog tick), 1086 nucleotides long. RefSeq names its product high affinity cAMP-specific and IBMX-insensitive 3',5'-cyclic phosphodiesterase 8A-like. The coding region runs from base 8 to 1060 and encodes 350 amino acids. Gene Ontology annotation, biological process: positive regulation of ERK1 and ERK2 cascade; signal transduction. Gene Ontology annotation, molecular function: 3',5'-cyclic-nucleotide phosphodiesterase activity. The transcript is spliced from 7 exons. The record is from RefSeq and is a predicted model, not a curated record. NCBI's taxonomy places the organism in Eukaryota, Metazoa, Arthropoda, Arachnida, Ixodida, Ixodidae.